CCUGCACAUGGCUGAGUCUGUCCACUCUGCCAGCUGGGUCCUGCCUGAGCACCAGCAGGUACAGGCGGUGCCUGGGUUCUGGCCCCCUUAGGCAUUAGAUGCGGCCCCCACCCUCCCAUGCAGCUCAUAUAUGGUGGGGAUUGUUGGGGGGACCCCAGUGAGCCUUGUACUUGCCCUGGGGAACCACAGCUGGGAGAGCCCCUCAACCCCAGUCCCCUUUGCAGCUCCCUGGGCAGAGCCUCAGCGUGACAGUGUUGCUUUUAAAGGUGAAACAUGUAGCCCGGCAGAGCCUCAAGGUGCUGCCCGCCGUGCGGGUGCAGAGCUGCUCCUUCACCUCGGCGUCUGUGUUGCAGGGACUGUUUCAAGGCCUUUUACGUCCACAAGUUCAGGGCCAUGCUGGGGAAGAACCGGCUCAUCUUUCCGGGUGAGAAGGUGCUCCUGGCGUGGUCAGGGGGCCCUUCGUCCAGCUCCAUGGUCUGGCAGGUCCUUGAGGGCCUGAGUCAAGAUUCUGCCAAAAGACUGCGCUUUGUGCCAGGGGUCAUCUAUGUUGACGAGGGAGCAGCCUGUGGCCAGAGCGCAGAGGACAGAGCAGAGACACUGGCCCAAGUGAAGCUGGUCCUGCAAACCGUCGGAUUCCCGUGGCACUUGGUCGCCUUAGAGGAGGUGUUUGGCCUGCCGCCGUCGGUGCUGUGCUGCUCUGUCCCGGAGCCGACAGGGGCCGAGGGGGCCUACAAGGCGGCCGUGGACAGUUUCCUCCGGCAGCAGCACGUGCCUCAGGGUGAGGGCGCCCAGGACGGCUCUAGCCCGGCCCAGGAGCAGGGGCAGCUGUGCCAGCCCCCCAUGCAGAAACCCCUGGGCCUCCCGAGCCUGGCAGGGUCACCUGCGGCUGCCCAGACGGAGGCUCUGUCCAGACUGUUCCACUCGGUGAAGACGCUGACGGCCAAGGAGGAGCUUCUGCAGACCCUGCGGACCCACCUGAUCCUGCACGUGGCCCGAGCCCACGGCUACUCCAAGGUGAUGACUGGGGAGAGCUGCACCCGCUUGGCCGUCAAGCUCAUGACCAACCUGGCGCUGGGGAGAGGGGCCUUCCUGGCCUGGGACACGGGCUUUUCAGACGAGCGGCACGGGGACGUGGUGCUGGUGCGGCCCAUGCGGGACCACACCCUGAAGGAGGUCGCCUUCUACAACCGCCUGUUUGCCGUCCCUUCAGUCUUCACGCCGGCCAUCGACACCAAGGCCCCCGAGAAGGCCAGCAUCCACCGGCUGAUGGAAGCCUUCCUCCUGCGGCUGCAGACCCAGUUCCCGUCCACCGUCAGCACUGUGUACAGGACGAGCGAGAAGCUGGCCAAGGCGCCCAGGGACGGCCGUGCUGCUGGACCCCGCUGCCUCCUCUGCAUGUGCGCGCUGGACGUCGACGAUGCUGGUCUGUGCCGGGUCUUUGGGGUGACAGUAGGGGGAGUGGGUGUUGGGGUUCAGCAGCCCCAGGGUCCCCUCAGCCUCUCUGUGCUUACAGACAGUGCCACGGCCUUUGGGGCUCAGACUUCACCGCACUUCUCCCCGAUGCAGCCGCCCGCUGAGGCCAGGCCCCCCCCAGCACCCUGCUGCGUUCCAGGGGUGGGCAGGGCCCAGGGCUGCUGCAGGGGGGCCUGCGGGAGGGAGAACCCCCACGUGUGCGUCAUCGAGCAGCUGUGCUACGGCUGCCGUGUGAACAUGAAGGACCUGCCCUCCCUGGACCCCCUGCCUCCCUACAUCCUGGCCGAGGCCCAGCUCCGCAGCCAGAGAGCCCACGUCCUGCAGGAGGUCCAGGAGUAUCUGAUCGUGGACAGCGACGGGGAGGCCACUGAGAGCUGAGCCUCAAGGACUUGAGUGCAGGGACAGCAGGCACCUGCCCCAAGGAAGGCAAGGUGUGGGGGUCCCUGUGGUCAUCUGUAUAAAUAAAAAUGUUUUUAAUUAGAAAACUCUACAGUACACAAAGGGAGGGCCAGGCCCAUAGGGCCACCUGGGCGAGGGGACGGCGCGGCAGCACCACAUGGGCGGUGGGGACACAGCGUCCUUCUGACAGCAGCAU
Messenger RNA from Propithecus coquereli (Coquerel's sifaka), 2068 nucleotides. It is a transcript of the gene CTU2, whose product is annotated as cytosolic thiouridylase subunit 2 homolog (S. pombe). Gene Ontology annotation, biological process: tRNA wobble position uridine thiolation. Gene Ontology annotation, molecular function: sulfurtransferase activity; tRNA binding. NCBI's taxonomy places the organism in Eukaryota, Metazoa, Chordata, Mammalia, Primates, Indriidae. The record is from RefSeq and is a predicted model, not a curated record. The coding region runs from base 394 to 1851 and encodes 485 amino acids. Gene Ontology annotation, cellular component: cytosol. The transcript has 12 exons.